This is a messenger RNA of Lathyrus oleraceus (garden pea), 1560 nucleotides long. Its product is annotated as mitogen-activated protein kinase kinase kinase 5. Gene Ontology annotation, molecular function: ATP binding; MAP kinase kinase kinase activity. Gene Ontology annotation, cellular component: cytoplasm. Gene Ontology annotation, biological process: protein phosphorylation; MAPK cascade. Lineage: Eukaryota; Viridiplantae; Streptophyta; Magnoliopsida; Fabales; Fabaceae. The coding region runs from base 1 to 1560 and encodes 519 amino acids. The record is from RefSeq and is a predicted model, not a curated record. The transcript has 7 exons.
AUGCGUUGGUUGCCAACCCUAAUUUUCUCUCCUUCCUCUUCUCAUUCUUCCAAAGUUUCAUCGGCAUCGUCUUCGUCUUCGUCUUCCUCUUCGUCUACCAUUACAUCUCCUUCUACGUUAAAACAUUCUCCUUCUUCUUCCGAUGUUUCCGAUACUCGGAAACCCUCACGUGGCAUGUGGUUUUUCGGUAGCGGUAGAAAAUCCACGCGGUCGAGGAAGCUUCGACAUGUUGACGUUGUUCACAUUGAAUACGACGUUGCUUCAGCGCCUGUUUCUCGUUCCCCGAGCACACGGAGCUACAUUCGGUCUAGUACUUCUUCCUCCGUUGCGCCUCAGCCGUUGCCGUUGCCGGAGUUAGCUUCUCCGGCAGGAUUGCAGAGGCAUAGAGAUGGUGAUCUUCGUUUGCCGUCGCCUAAAGAAGCCUCUGGUAGAUCCUUUGAAUCUGAUGUGCAUACCGUCGUAUCUCUUCCCACUGGAUUUAAGAUGCGGAGUGUUUUUGCUAGCCGAGAGUCAAGAAAAAAUACGGAGCAUAUGGAGACAAAGCCACCCGGAAAUAUGAUGGUGCGUCAAGAUACAAGUGGUGCUGCAACUCCAAGCUUUCGAGAAAAUAGCUUCCGGAUAAGUGUCCCUCCAAGGAGUGCUUCAAGCAGUCCCUUUACCAGUCCCACAACAAACAACACCAAACAUGACGAUUUUGUGCCGUAUUAUUAUGUGUCACCUAAAGCAAAUCAGUUCUGGUCUGCACCAGAAAUGCCAACAUCUACAGGACAACCACCUCCUGCCUUCUUUGAUUUAUCUGCAUUACGUAUUGAUUGUGCCUCUUCUCCCCAUCAAAGUUCUGGAGGAAAAAGUCCCAAACAACAAAACCCUUCUUCACCCCUACCAAGGUUGUCCCUCGACUACCCAACACCUUCACGUCGUGAGAGUCUUGGUCCUCCUCUCAGUGUUCAUCCUUUACCCUUGCCUCCUUGGUCUGGGUCUGCCUUACCUUCACCCUCUGCUACCUAUUCCCAACCUGGGGGAACUAAGACAGAAUCAGUAUCUAUGAAAAGUCAAUGGCAAAAGGGUAAACUUAUAGGGCGAGGUACUUUUGGAAGUGUUUAUGUUGCCACUAAUAGAGAAACUGGAGCAUUGUGUGCAAUGAAGGAAGCAGAAAUAUUUUCUGAUGAUCCAAAGUCUGCAGAGAGUAUAAAGCAGUUAGAUGAAAUUAAAGUUCUUAGCCAUCUGAAACAUCCAAACAUUGUGCAGUAUUAUGGUAGUGAAAUAGUAGAAGACAAGUUUUAUAUUUAUUUGGAGUUUAUCCAUCCUGGUUCAAUAAAUAAAUAUGUUCGUGACCACUGUGGCGCGAUAACAGAAUCCGUUGUUCGGAAUUUCACACGACAUAUUCUUUCGGGGUUGGCUUACUUGCACAGCAAAAAGACAAUUCAUAGGGAUAUCAAAGGGGCUAACUUGCUUGUUGAUUCUUCUGGUGUUGUUAAGCUUGCUGAUUUUGGGAUGGCCAAACAUGAUCUUUCAUUUGAAGUUCAGGGAUUAAGAGCACAUUUGUACUUACUUUUGUGA